Sebastes umbrosus (honeycomb rockfish) is the source of this 1805-nucleotide messenger RNA. Its product is annotated as spindle pole body component 110-like. The transcript has 2 exons. Lineage: Eukaryota; Metazoa; Chordata; Actinopteri; Perciformes; Sebastidae. The record is from RefSeq and is a predicted model, not a curated record. Bases 1 to 1713 code for a protein of 570 amino acids.
AUGGCACAAUCACAUCCAGAAGAUGAUGUUGGAUACCAACAUUGGUGCAGGCAGAAGAUCCGGGACCUGGAGCUAUGUGACCUGAGAGAGAAGCAAUGGCUGAGAGUAAUUAAGGCCAAUACCAUCAAAAUAGACACUCUGGAGACUGAAAACCAGACUCUCAAGGAAGAGUUGAAACUUUCCAAGGAGAAGUAUGAGGACCUGGAAAUCAAAACAAAGAGCAUUGAUGAUAAAAAUCUCAACUUUGCUCAGACCUGGUAUUAUACGGAGAAAAAACACAUAGAAUGGAAAAAAAAACAAGAACAGAGCGAGGAGGCACACCGACAGCAGCUACAUGACUGUCAGGAAAACUGCAGGAAAACCAAAGCAGAACUGGAACUGAAGCAAACGUCAUUGCUAGCAGGGUAUCGCAGGAAGCUGGCGGAGGCACUCGCAGACGCACAGACCACGAUCCUACAAGAAAAAGACAGGCUGGAUCAAGAGCACAAAGAAAAGCUCGUGGAACUCAAAGUUGAACUGAGCCGUGAGUUGGAGGAGUUCAUAACGGAAGUGAAGAAGUCACGAAAAGAGGAAAAAGAAAAAGAAAAGGUCCUUGUCGCAGAUUACGAAAGGCAUAAGACUUUACAUACCACAUCUGUUGUAAAAUGCGGUACCCUUGAGAAGGAAAUUGUAAAGCUGAAGAUCACAAUAACAAAUCUAUUGAACAGGGAGGAUCUCACUCCGGAGGUGUCUUCCUUAGAGAAGACUGUCAAAGAAAACAACAGAGAAAUUGCAAGGAAAAAUCGUGAGAUCGCAGAUUCACAGGAGAGAAUUCACCAACUACGAGAGAGUUUCUGUAAUGGAAACAAAAAACAGGCUGUUCUACAAGAUAAAUUAAACAAAGAGACCAACAAGACCAAGGGUCUAGUGGACGAACUAGAAGGGACACAGUCCGAGCUCAACAGAACAAAGAUGAACCUGAGAGGUGCCAAACUAGACAUAAGUGACCUGGAGAAUAAGAUCUUAGAUCUGCAGUGCAGACUGAAGACCUGUGAGCCAGACCUGAUCAAGCAGACGGAGAGGAGCAGAAAACUGCAAACCCAACUGCUGCGUUUCCAGAAUGAUCUGGAGCUCUGCAUGCCUUCAAUCUCUGACACCAGCAAGUUUAAAAGCAGCGUCACUGCUGUCAAACAUCGCCAUGUAGAUGGUAAUAUACAAGUGCAGCACCCCAUGGAUAAAGAAAAUGAGUCUGCGUUUCGAGAUCACAUUCCCCGUUUAAAGAAGAUGAUCACUUCUUAUGACAGGGUACGUCAGAAUGACAAGAGAGUUGCAGAACAGCAAUAUGUCAAGACACGUCAGAGAGUCCUCGACCUUGGCCAUACUCAGUUCAAAAUAAUCAAUGAGCAGAGGAUGGAGAUGUACACGAUGAGGAAGGAGCGGAAAAUGCUGGAAGAAAAACUCAAAUGGACUGAAAAGCUUCUUCAAAAGGCAACAAAGCCGGCAGCAAAGAAGGUCAAAUCGUGGAUAAAGGAAAAGGUCCUGCGAACUCACUCCAAGGUUGCCCCAGAGGUUGAACCAGAGGUUGCAGAGGAAACACCACCCCGUUACAUAGUUGACAUGGUAGUGCCCCUUAGGCCUCCAGAUGACAUGUCAUCAUCCUCGCAGCCACUGGAUGAUGGUACCGAACAUGCGAGGCAGUUUGUGGAUAAUGAUCUCACAUGUGUUGACAUCUAAAAUUAAGACACAAUUUGGCUCAGUGCAGUGACUGUCUGAGCAACGUGAGGCAAUAUCUCAAUAGAAUAAAUAAAUUAAAUAAAUUAAAUAAA